This is a messenger RNA of Trachemys scripta elegans, 1966 nucleotides long. It is a transcript of the gene RNF125, whose product is annotated as ring finger protein 125. Gene Ontology annotation, molecular function: ubiquitin protein ligase activity. Lineage: Eukaryota; Metazoa; Chordata; Testudines; Emydidae. The record is from RefSeq and is a predicted model, not a curated record. Gene Ontology annotation, biological process: ubiquitin-dependent protein catabolic process; protein polyubiquitination.
AUGGAACCUGCACAGCUCUGUGCUAUUGUCAUGAGCGUUGCAAGCACAGGACGCAUGAUCCUCUGGUAUCUGCAGAACCUCAAGAAGAGCUAUGGGGCAUAUGAUGAUUUCAUGGAGGGCAGAUUGCUGUGGGAUAUAGCAAGAACCAGUUCAAGAUCGUUAGUGGCAUUCAUUGAGCAGAUAUUCUGUCACUCCUGUAUUGUUACAAGUUUAAGGAAUAAUACAUGGACAUGUCCUUAUUGCCGGGCUUAUCUUCCUUCGGAAGGAAUUCCAGCUACUGAUAUUGCCAAGAAGAUGAAAAGUGUAUACCAAAACUGCACAGAGUGUGACACACAGGUAUGUCUGAGUGAAAUGAGAGUUCAUUUAAGGACUUGUGAGCAAUAUGUAGAAAAAUAUGGACCUCUACAAGAGCUCGGAGACACAGUAACAAGAUAUGCCUGUCCAUUUUGCCAGUGUGUGCAUGAAGAUGAUCUAAUGGACCAUUGUCUCACUUACCAUAGAACAGAAAGGAGAGCAGUGUACUGUCCAAUUUGUCGUUUAAUACCUGGUGGAGAUCCAAGCUAUUUUAGCAGGAAUUUUAUAAGGCAUCUUCAACUCAGACACACAUUCAAUCAUGAAGACUACAUAGAUAUAAACAUAGUAGAAGCCGCCCUUAUUGAAAACAUUCUGUACCAGUCAUUUUUAGAAUAUAUGCAAGUGAAUCAUCCAAACAGCACAUAAUUCUACUGAAAAGGGUGUUCAACAGAUUACAUUGUUCAUUCAAAUUCAGUUUUUACAGUUACCGGGACAUUGUCAGAUUUUAGACCUAAACAGGUUGACUUAAAAAAUAGUUUUGUUUUUAAAUUAAAUUCCAACUCCAUCACAGAAAAAUGUAAAAGAUCACACUGCCAUAUUGCUGGUUUUGAACACCUAAAAUGCAAUAGUCACUGUCUGCCUGUACUAUCUUAUUGCUCAUUGACAAACACCUUUACCUUUAUACAAAGGAAAGGCAAUGACUGGAGCAGAGAGCAGCUUGUGAUUGCACAUUCCACGAGCAGGCCAGAGUCUCCAUGAUACUGCUGCUGAUGUUGCAAUGCUUGGGACAGACAGCAAACAAGGCACAGCCUUUUUUGAAUUAUGUAGCCUAUCAGACUGGGGGGGGGGGGCACUCAGCGCUUCUGGCCUGCACCAGGGUGGUGGGGCUAGGGUCUUCUCUGCCCAGCAGGGAUGGGGUCCCAGGGCUUCAGCCCUGCAGGGCAUGCCUGCCGGGGCUCAGGACAUCAGCAGGUGCCUCCUGUGGGGCAGGAGCCCCGGCAAUCGCACCCUGGCUCUCAAACUUCUGAAGUUUGUCGUAUGCGGCUCCGAGGGUCAGUACGUUUGGCCACCCCUGUUCUAAAGUGACCAGAAGAUAGGGCUAUAGAAUUGUUUCAAAAUGUACCUCCAACAGAGAAGUAAGCACACAAACUUGUGUGUGUAAUUCUACACAUUUUCAUUGUUGAUUUAAUUUCACAAAUAUGUUUUAUUGUGAGGAAUAAAAAGUUGGCAGGACCAUUGAUUUCAUCUAAAAAAAAUAGUCUGAUUUAAAAGGCUUUCCUUCAAAUAAAUGUUCUUCAUAAACCUCUGCUGUCUGAUUUCUUUUUACAUGUUGUCUAUGACAGUGGCAAAAAUGACAUGAGAUUUACAAGGUUGGUGCCACACUAUAUAUUGCUCUAUGGCAUACUACCUGUCAACAUCAAGGUCACAGCUUUAUUAAAGGAUUAAGAUUUACAAUAACGUUAACAACAUGAACACCUUCACAUAAACCUCCCUGUAGUUUACUUCUUUGAGGUCAACAGCCCACUUUCUUCCCCUUCCAGAAGCUGCUAAUCAAUAAACUACUGCAGUCUACUGAAUAAAGUUCAAAUGGACUAGCACUUUCUUUUUAUCAUAUUUUGCUUUCUAUAGUAUCUAACCCUCUUUACCAACAGUAAUUAAUUUAGCUUCAUAA